Molecule: messenger RNA, 1275 nt
Organism: Pneumocystis carinii B80
Lineage: Eukaryota; Fungi; Ascomycota; Pneumocystomycetes; Pneumocystales; Pneumocystaceae
Exons: 6
Coding region: 30-1229 (399 amino acids)
Cellular component (GO): cytoplasm
Molecular function (GO): zinc ion binding; ubiquitin protein ligase activity
Source: RefSeq, a predicted model, not a curated record
UGUCGAUCACCUAUUAUUACCUAUAAAAAAUGGCAGAAAAAGAAAUUGACGGAAAAGCCGAUCAAGAGUCCCAUAUCGGGUCAGAAAUGAGUCUUAUUGAUUAUAUUGAAGAGCAAUCUCAACUAGAAGAAGAGGCUAGAGAAAGCCUUCCAUAUAGUUUUGACCAUUGUACGCGUGAUCGUCGUCUUCGGCAGCCUUUAUAUGUGUGUAAAACGUGUUUUCCGGCGAACGGAGAGCGUCAAAGAGGAGGUAUUUGUUAUUCUUGCAGUAUCCAGUGUCACGGGGACCAUGAAAUAAUUGAACUUUUUUGUAAACGUGAUUUCCGUUGUGAUUGUGGCACAGAUCGACUUGGAACAGAGAUUUGUAAGAUUCGUAAAGAACGAUCGCCAGUUGAUCCAGAUAAUCAAUAUAAUCAUAAUUUUGAAGGGAGAUUUUGCUGGUGUGAUACCGAUUAUGAUGCGACGACCGAUGAACGUACUAUGUUUCAAUGUUUGUUAUGUGAAGAUUGGUUUCAUGAUGAAUGUAUAGGAAUGGAAAAUAUUAAAAAUAGCGAUGAUUAUGAUUUGUUUAUAUGUAGAAGUUGUGUAAAAAAGGAAUCCUGGCUGAAAAGAUAUCUAUAUGUGAAGGGAUUCGCGUGUAAUAAAAAAAAAGAAGUAUCAUAUCAAAAUGAACGAGAAAGUAUCUUAAAUACGGUAUCUGAUGCUAAUGAGGAAAUUUCUGUAUUAAAUUCUGAUAAAAAUAUGAAACGAAAGUUGGACGAUGAAGAAUCCCUAGAAAUGUCACCGAAAAAAGUUAAAACAGAAAAUAAUAAUGAACAAUCAUGUUCAUGGGCAAUUCUACCAAUGGGUCCAGAAGAAGACAUUUCUCUAUUUCUUACAAACGAUUUUCGACUUGGUAUAUGUCAUUGUGUUCAGUGUCUUGCUUUGAUGGCUAAAAAUCCGGUAUUAUUAGCUGAAGAAGAAACAUAUGAACCACCAGAAGAUAGUGAUGGUGAAAGUUUAAUCGAUGCUGGUGUUCGAGCAUUAAAUUCUCUACCUCGUGUUCAAGUAAUUGAAAGUAUUAUCGCGUAUAAUUAUAUGAAAAAUGCAUUGAGCAAAUUUUUACGACCAUAUGCAGAAGAAGGUAAAGUUGUUACAGAAGACGCUAUUCGAGAAUUUUUUGAUAGACAAAUGGAAGAAAAGAAAAUGUCUAAUAUACUUUCUAAAACUUAUAAAGAUACGUCCUUUUAAAAAUUGUUAAUCCUAUAGUGCAUUUCUUUGGUUCAAAUAUUAAAAA